Panicum virgatum (switchgrass) is the source of this 1073-nucleotide messenger RNA. Its product is annotated as peptidyl-prolyl cis-trans isomerase FKBP20-1-like. The coding region runs from base 233 to 835 and encodes 200 amino acids. Gene Ontology annotation, cellular component: cytoplasm. The transcript is spliced from 7 exons. Gene Ontology annotation, molecular function: peptidyl-prolyl cis-trans isomerase activity. Lineage: Eukaryota; Viridiplantae; Streptophyta; Magnoliopsida; Poales; Poaceae. Gene Ontology annotation, biological process: protein peptidyl-prolyl isomerization. The record is from RefSeq and is a predicted model, not a curated record.
UGUCAGGCUCGAGCUCGGCUCAUUGACAGCUGCCCUCCCGCUCAAGGCUCUCUACCGCUCAGGGCCUCAGGUUCAUCUCCUCCCUCUGUUUCUCUUCUCAAACCCUUCCCUUCUCUCGAAGAGAAACUCUCUCCUGAUCUCCUCCCUUGCUCGAGAUCUUCCUUCCCUGGCGACGACGACUGGGCGGGCGGUGGCCCAGCCCUUUACCGGCGACGAGCGCAUCCUCCAGGUCAUGGCAGAGACCAUAGAUUUAUCAGGGGACGGAGGUGUUCUUAAGACGGUGGUCCGGAAAGCAAAGGAUGAUGCUAUAGCGCCAUCUGAUAGUCUGCCCCUGGUUGAUGGUACUCAUGUUCAUUCUUGUGUUUUGAGCAAGCAUUGCAUAUUUCAUUACGAAGGCACACUUGCUGAGAAUGGUGAAGUUUUUGACACCACCCAUGAAGACAACUCUAUUUUCUCAUUUGAAAUUGGACAGGGGGCUGUCAUCAAAGCAUGGGAUAUAGCCUUAAGAACUAUGAAGGUUGGCGAGGUUGCAAAACUUACGUGCAAGCCAGAAUAUGCAUAUGGAACUGCGGGCUCACCACCGGAGAUACCUCCUAAUGCAACCCUCAUUUUUGAGGUGGAGUUAGUUGCUUGCAGGCCGAGGAAAGGUUCAAGUGUGGGCAGUGUCUCUGAUGAGAAAGCCAGGCUUGAGGAACUUAAGAAGCAGCGAGAGCUAGCUGCUGCUACCAAAGAGGAAGAAAAAAAGAAGAGGGAGGAAGCAAAAGCCGCUGCAGCAGCCAGGGUGCAAGCAAAGCUCGACGCCAAGAAGGGGAAGGGAAAAGGGAAGGGAAAAUAGAUUACAACGUUGCUGCUGAUUACUGUAACCUAGAAAAUAAUAUGGGAGCAUCCAAGUCAAGCUUGGUUAUUUACUAGCUACUGUGCUUGAAGUGCGCUGCUCCCUUGCUUCAGUCUAUAGGACUUCUGCACUAAAAGAGUGAAAGGUGCAAAAUAAGGAGAGAAAUAUUUGGCAUCUAUGCAGAUCACCAAUCGUACCAUUUGCUUUACCAAUUGACAUCACUGCUGAUUUUGGUUAA